Messenger RNA from Fusarium proliferatum ET1, 2031 nucleotides. RefSeq lists its product as uncharacterized. Bases 1 to 2031 code for a protein of 676 amino acids. Lineage: Eukaryota; Fungi; Ascomycota; Sordariomycetes; Hypocreales; Nectriaceae. The record is from RefSeq and is a predicted model, not a curated record. The transcript is spliced from 3 exons.
AUGUUCACGCAAGCUACCUUACUCGUCGUUAAAAAGGCGGAAGACGGCACAAACUGGUUAGCAGAACUCUGUUCAAAUCUCACCGUCCUUGAAAGAGAUGAGGACGCCGUUCAUUUAUUUGUUCUGAUUUCGUCUAGAACGUCUCUACCGUCAUUUCGUCGGAAGCUAUCCAAGACCAAGCCUGGCAGACAUUUCGCUCAUGAAUUAAAAGGUUUGAACUCGGUUUGUGCCUCAAACCUUGCAGAGAACAUUCUCCGGCGCAAACAGUGUAAGGAAGAACCGUACUCAGCACUCUGGUACCGGCAAAGUAUUCUUAUGCUCCUCCAGCAUAAUCCACUGGCAAUCCAAAUUGUGAUUCCAAUAACCGCCAGCCGUGAGUCUCGCGAAGUCUACUGGCAUCUGAAGUCAGGAAGCUUGGACCUGGACUGGGAUGCUUUCCCUGUCAAGCAGUUAUUCCUGCUGCGGAGGCCUCUUGUAGAGGACAUCCCUGGCAUCCUGAAAGCGCUCAUCCCCUUCACCACUUCGGUGCCAGAAGACUAUCUGGCCAACAUCUUUGCAAUCUACCGAGCCGGUCCCUCUACCAGGCAGGCAUUGGUUGAAGCGGGCUGCACAAGCGUGGAAGGACUAAGAGCAUCCAUUGGUCGCCUUCGACUUCACCCCCUGUUUUCUCAGUUCACGCGGAAUCAGCCCUGGUCAGAAGAAGACAUCACCUCUAGUUGGCGCAGGGCAGCAGCGCACUACCACGAUCGAAGUAUUGACUGGAUCAAAACAGGCCUAUACUCCCCUACUACGCCAAAGUCCAAACCAAAGGAUGAGUGGGAAAAUUUGACAGCCGUUCUGAGCUAUGUGAUUCCAGAGCUCGAUAAAGACACCGAAGUAUCGGCACUUUUCGACCUCUCCUGGAUCGUUUGCUCUUUUCAUGUUUUUCACAAAGAUAUACCCAAGCACGCCGCCGACAUGUUUGCUGAUCUCACUCUCAAAGCGCUUAAUGCCAUGGCCCCCGAAUUUGUACCAACAAGCAAUGAAGGCCUGCGGUUUGUUGUUGAUCAGGGCCUUUACGCCAGAGCGAGGAAGCUAUCAGAUUUCCAAAUAUUGCGUAUCACACUAUUAAUGCGAUUCCUCGUGCAUUACUAUUACGAUAUUUCACCAAAGACAGCUAGUAUCUAUCAAGAUGCCUUGAUGAUCCUGCAAGAUGCACUUCCGACGAGCCUAGAUGACCAAGAGUUUUGCAGGCUAUUUAGCAUGUCGACAUCGACAUCGUUUCUUACAGACUGUGAACUGUCGUGCGAAGAGGGACGAAUGCCAAAGACGAUGGAUUUAUGGGACAACGUUUCCUCAGGUCUCGACCGCCCUUCGGACUUCCGCACGUUUGCCGAUGUCUGGGGGGAAACGCACGCUUAUAGAAGGCUGGGUUUUGUUUUGGACCUGAGUGAGACCUGGCGGAACCAUCAAAACAGUGCGAGGUAUUCUGUCGACUCAUCCGAUGACCUCUCACCCCUGCACUUGCUAGACACUCUGUUGGAUGCGUUUGACGCUCUAAACAGUGCCUUCACAACCAGGAACAAGAUCUGCCACCUCUUGAUCAGAGUUUACGGGAUGCAAUCUAACGGUAUGACACUCGGAUUGUACUUCAACUCCAGGGACUGGGAAACCGCUCUCUUCGUCCUCGACAAGAUUGACCAGUGCUCCAACGAUAUUUGCAGGUUCAGAGGUACCAACAAUGACGAGGUCAGCAUACUUGAACAUAAACAAUGGAUGACCAAUAGAAGAGUGCAGUGUCUCAAAAGUCUUGGCCGGAAAUCAGAGUAUAAGGCGCAGAUUCUUGAGCUGAAAAAUAUUGUGAGUCGAAGAGAGGAUCUAUGGACGAGUCAGGAUCGGCAGAACGAGCACUACCAGAAUCUCUCCCUUAUUAACAAACCCUGGAUGAAGAAGGUUGAUGAGCUUCUUAAUUCCUUUGGGGGGACUCGCGUAGAAGAAUACUACGAUUUCGAGAUACCACCAGGCCGCAUAGGCGGGCUGUUCUUGUAUUGA